CCUCCAACUAAUAUAAAUUGACGUAUGGCACCACGACUAAUUCAUCAAUAACCCACAAAACUAAUCGUAGAAAAAAAAAAUAGGACUAGGAAGACAGAGAAAUAGUUAUAUCCACAGACAUGGAGAAGACAACAGCCAAGUUUGCUUUCCUUGUUCUUCUCUUGGUUUUUGCAGUUGGUGGGGAGAAGAACAGAGUGGAAGGCGCAAAUGAGGAUACUUUGCCGUGCAAGAGCUUCUGCGUACCACCAAAUUGCCAUUGUUCUGAGGGAUCUUGCUUCUGCAACGGAGUACAGCACUCGUUGGUGGCUGGCCACUUGAUCCCAACUCCUCUGGAGAAUGAAAAAAGAAAUUAGAUACGCCGUGGUGUGAUCCUACUCCUACAUGUGUAACCUACGUAAUUCGUUGUUUUCACCUUGGAGAAGAAAGAGUUAUUAAUAAAAAGUCGACUAUUCAUAGAUAAUAUUAUUGAACGAAGGAAUAAUUAUUUAGCUGUUUCGACCAUCAUUUUUCCAAUCACGUACGCAUAUCAUCAUUCACAUUUCAAAUUUUUUUGUUAUUGUUUAUGGUGAAUGUCAAGAAAACAUAUUGCAUGCGAAAUAACCUAGGAAUAACAACAUAGGUCAUACUAGUAGCACUUCUAUUAUACUAUAAAGCAUUGGUGCUUUAAUGUACAACUUGAAGUUAUACCAUAAAGUUAAAGGUAAAUG
Molecule: messenger RNA, 707 nt
Organism: Linum trigynum
Lineage: Eukaryota; Viridiplantae; Streptophyta; Magnoliopsida; Malpighiales; Linaceae
Source: the annotation of a GenBank genome assembly